AUGCUUCGUUCUGACAGAGAGCAAAUUGCGAAACGUAUUGUGCAACACUACAGAACAGUAGCUAAGAAAAAGAAGAAUAUCACUGUUAAUCAUUUUUUGGCCGAAAAUAUUCCACGUCAAACAAUCUACCGUAUCAUCUGGAAGUAUGAUACAUAUGGUACUAUUGGAGACAAACCCAGAAGUGGUCAUCCACGAAAAACAUCUACCGGUCAACGAACACGUCUCAAAAGAUUGGUGAACCACAAGACCGGCAUUUCAUUAAGAAGAAUAGCACAAAAAUUCAAUGUUCAUCGAAGGACAAUUCAACAUGAAUUGAUUGAUACGGGCAUACACUAUCGAGAAAAGAAAUGUGCUCCUCGAUACACAGAAAAACAAAUCGAAGAAGUGCCAGCACGUGCUCGACGUUUAUAUCGUACAUUAUUGAACAAUGAUUUUGAACUCAUUAUGGGCGAUGAAAAAUAUUUCGCCUUAACCAAUGGAUCGGUGUCAACUAAUCGCGGAUUCUACAGAUCAGAUUCAAGUACCACACCUUCAGAUGUGAAAUUCAAACGCACUCAAAAGUAUCCUGCUAAAGUUUUGGUCUGGAUCGCCAUAUCUGAAAAAGCUAUCAUAAUAUCGAAAAAAGUGUUAUUCUGGCCCGAUUUGGCAUCAAGUCAUUAUACUGCAAGUGUAACCGAUUUUUUCGAAGAGAAAAAUAUCAAUUUGGUACCUAAAGAAAAAAAUCCACAGAAUUGUCCUCAGGCACGCCCUAUUGAAACAAUUUGGCAAAUUUUAGAAGAAAAGGUUUAUGGCGAUGGUUGGGAAGCCAAAACAAUCGACCAAUUGAAACAAAGGAUACAACAACAGCUGAAAAGAAUUGACAUGAAGUCUGUACAAGCAAUAUUUUCGUCAAUAAGAAAGCAAUUACGAAAAAUCGCAGAUAAAGGACCAUUCGCAGUUCGCUGA
Rotaria socialis is the source of this 945-nucleotide messenger RNA. Lineage: Eukaryota; Metazoa; Rotifera; Eurotatoria; Philodinida; Philodinidae. The record is from the annotation of a GenBank genome assembly.